Messenger RNA from Perca flavescens (yellow perch), 1759 nucleotides. RefSeq names its product ADP-ribosylation factor-like protein 4A. NCBI's taxonomy places the organism in Eukaryota, Metazoa, Chordata, Actinopteri, Perciformes, Percidae. The record is from RefSeq and is a predicted model, not a curated record. The transcript has 2 exons. Bases 379 to 987 code for a protein of 202 amino acids. Gene Ontology annotation, molecular function: GTPase activity; GTP binding.
UUAACUAGCCUAGCCUAUAGCCUACAUUUUGCUGUCUGCAAAAGACAGAGUAACUUAAACGUACCAUAUAACUCCCACAAGUGCAUACAAUUCGACACAACUACACAAUCAUUUUGUUAACCUUUUCAACCGAACGUUAACGUUACUCUGUCAACAGACUAUUGUCUAAAUGACCGAGCUAACAGAGCUACGUAAACAGAGCGAACAUGAGAGCACCCGACUGCAGACGUCAAUAACGCAGCGUAAUGGAAUAAUCUCCCGAUCAAACUCCGCUUCCCGAAAGUUAUAAACUGCCUCCGGAACCCAGUUAAGGCUCCUACUGCUGUCCCUGUGGAAUAUAAGCAGCCUGGUGAAUAUUUGGUGAAGACUGCUGCCAAGAUGGGAAAUGGAAUAUCAGAUCAUCACCCCCUUUUUCCCUGCCUACCAUCCUUCCAGGCUCUCCACAUUGUCAUUCUGGGACUGGACUGUGCAGGCAAGACCACUGUACUGUACCGCCUGCGUUUCAAUGAGUUUGUGAACACUGUCCCUACUAAGGGGUUUAACACAGAGAAGAUUAAGGUGUCACUCGGAUGUAGCCGACGGACAGCUUCCUUCCACUUCUGGGACGUAGGUGGUCAAGAGAAGCUUCGUCCUUUGUGGCGCUCGUACACACGCUGUGCUGAUGGCAUCGUGUUUGUGGUGGACUCAGUGGACGCUGAACGCAUUGAGGAGGCCAAGACAGAGCUGCACAAGAUCACACGGCUGGCAGAGAACCAGGGAGUGCCAGUUCUGGUGGUGGCUAACAAACAGGACCUGAGGAACUCACUUAGCCUGGCUGAAAUGGAGAGCAUGUUGGCUCUUGGCGAGCUCAGCACCACCACACCCUGGCACCUUCAGCCUGCUUGUGCUAUCAUCGGUGAGGGACUGCAGGAAGGCCUGGAGAAGCUGCACGCCAUGGUCAUGAAGAGGAGAAAGAUGCUCCGGCAACAGAAGAAGAAGAAGAGAUGAUGUGCUAAGAGGGGGAACUAUAAAAUGUAAGCUGCAUACAAUCUGCUGGUCCAUUGUGACCAGUCAUUUGGCUGCUGUUUUAACACUGAUUGGCUGAGUUUCCUUCCAGUUGAACUGUGUAUUCAGGUCAGCCAGUGUUUGGCUUCCACACAGAGGACAGUGGGAUUGAUUUUGACCCAAGGACUUUGGAUGUAAACAAUCCUGUCAGCAACAAGUCAUUCAUCAAGCAAGUCAGCAAGCUAUGGAGUUUACACUGAACUCUUUAAAGUGGACAAUGAGCUAUGACUGGUUUUAUGUUACUUGUUUUAAUAUGUAUUGCUACCAAAGCAUGUGUUAGAGCAAUUUAAUCAACGCUGCGUAUGUCAGUAUAGGGUCAAGUAUUUUGUAUCCAUGUUCCAUGUUGGUUGAGAAAUUUACAUGAAGAGUAAUGAUUCACUAAGAACAUAAUGCACAAUGACCUUAAAACAUAUGAAUGCUGUUCAAAAUGGCUGUUAAUGAUGGAAACAAUGAUUUAGUUGUUUGGUAGUGUACCUACCUUCCUGUGGCCAGAUGUUGACACAUCACAAGCCAUGAUAUUCUGAGCACAGUCACACUGAUAGAAGAACAUGUCAAUCCAUCUAAAACAUUAGGUUUUGGUGUCUUUAAAAUGAAAAAGGACGAGGGCUCCUCAGUGUUUCCCCCAGGUGGAGAAUUGACUUGUGGUGGUGGGUGGUGCAGGAUGUGACGGCGCAGCGUGUGAUGGCUGGGUUCAGUAAUAAACUAGUCAAAUAAA